Clupea harengus (Atlantic herring) is the source of this 4765-nucleotide messenger RNA. It is a transcript of the gene pxk, whose product is annotated as PX domain containing serine/threonine kinase. Gene Ontology annotation, molecular function: phosphatidylinositol binding; actin binding; protein kinase activity. The coding region runs from base 597 to 2135 and encodes 512 amino acids. NCBI's taxonomy places the organism in Eukaryota, Metazoa, Chordata, Actinopteri, Clupeiformes, Clupeidae. The record is from RefSeq and is a predicted model, not a curated record. Gene Ontology annotation, biological process: protein targeting to lysosome; endosome to lysosome transport; negative regulation of ATP-dependent activity. The transcript is spliced from 18 exons. Gene Ontology annotation, cellular component: late endosome; early endosome; plasma membrane.
UUUACGUCUGGUCGGCGCAACGUCAUAUCCUGCUAAACUUGGUGAAAACAGACAGCUAUUAAACAUAAGUUUAAAAAAAAUAUGUUACUACAGUUUUCCCAAUGUUGUUAGGCGGGGGCAUUUAUUUUUUAUUCAGAAGUCGGGGAUGAUGAGAUUCGUCCGACUUUCGGAGUCGGAAAUCCGACUUCAGGGGGCGUUCCAGCCGAAAUCUCCGACUGGGAACUCUGAAAUUCCGACUUCCAAAUUCAAAUGGAACGUAAAGACCAAUGGUGAAGUUGUCAAAUGCGCGUAUUCAUUGAUUUUCAAUUAUGUAGCUUAGAACUGUUACAGGGAAAUGUCAGACAUUGACUUUGACAGCUGUUUGUUUUCACAAAGUUGCUUUGCGACGCGAUCGGGCAACGUUACUUCCGGUUGUUCACCGAUCAGACGAAUGGUACACAUCUACAAUCGUCAGUGAAGUAGCACUUGGGGUGAGACAGACAUCCUGACUCGGAGCCGCCCCCUGCCAUAAUGGUAGAAACGGCGUUCUGGGUUUGCUGAAUUGACAACACAAAUUUCCAGUCUCAUAACGUAAGAACAAUUCAUUGAAUGCUAGAAUGGCGUUCAUGGAGAAACCAUCACCUGGAGAAGUAUUACUGGACGACACCAUUACAUUGACGGCAUUUAUCGAAGCAAGUCAGAAUAUAAACUCUCAUACGGAAUACAUAAUUCGUGUGCAGAGGGGUGUUGCAACAGACAACAGUUGGCAGGUCAUUAGGAGAUACAGCGACUUUGAUAUGUUGAAUAACAGCCUAUUGAUUUCUGGCGUCAGCCUACCCCUUCCCCCAAAGAAGCUUCUUGGGAAUAUGGACAGAGAGUUCAUAGCAGAGCGUCAGAAAGGACUACAGGCCUAUCUGAACUUUAUCACUCAGCACCACAUCUUAUCCAGUUGUGAGCUGGUCAAAAAGUUCCUAGACACUAAUAAUUACUCUACAAACUACACUGAAAUAGCCUUACAGCAAGUGUCCAUGUUCUUCAGGUCCGAUCCCAAGUGGGAGGUCGUGGAGCCACUAAAGGACAUUGGCUGGAGGAUACAAAAGAGGUAUUUCCUUAUUAAAAAUAAAGAUCAGCCCAAAGAACGGCAGGUGUUAAGUUGGAUUGGGUUUGGUCCUGAUAAAUUUCUCUCAGACAAAGAUCUGCUGUCCAUUAUGAAGAUGCUUCCUUCAUUUUCUUGUCCCUUCAUGUACCCUGUCACCUUCGCCACCACGAAUGAAUCCUCUGCACUGAUUAUUAGGAUGUUCAAUGAGAAGGGAACACUGAGAGACCACAUUUGUAAGGUGAAACCCAAAGAGCCUUUCUUGAAGAAAUACUGCAAUCCUAAGAAGAUCCAGGGCCUUGAGCUUCAGCAGAUCAGGACAUAUGGGAGGCAGGUAUUGGAGGCCCUGAAAUUUCUCCAUGACAAAGGAUUUGCAUACGGACACCUGCAUGCUUCCAACAUCCUGCUAGAAGAUGACACAUGCAAGCUGCUGGACAUAGAGAACUCUCUGCUGGGUCUGCCCUCCUACUACAGGCCUUAUGUAACACAGUUCAGAAAAAUCAAUACGACAGAGGCCAUUGACGUGUACUCGUUUGGACACUUGCUCUAUGAAAUGGUAUACGGAAGACCACCAGACGCUGUGCCCGUGGACCAGCUGCCCCCCGCCCCCUUCACAUCUGUGGUGUCUGUGCUGCAGUCCAUUCUGUCCACUGAGGCCUGUAAAACAGGGAUGCCCUCCAUUACACAACUUCUCCAGACACCACUAUUCAAAGACGUGUUGCUGUUUAACUCCGAGAAGGCCCAGUUCAAGAUCACCAGCAAGUUAAAGGAGGCAUUGAAAACUGCCAAAGACAGCCUGGAGAAGAGACUUCAGGAGGAACAGAAAAUUAUCCAUCAGCACCGAAGGCUGACCAGAGCACAAUCUCACCACGGCUCAGAGGAAGAGAAGAAAAGGAGGAAGAUUCUUGCAAGAAAGAAAUCCAGGCAGUCAACUUAUGAAAAUGAAGAGGACAUCUCGGUGAAGUACAGUAAUAACUCUGGCUCAGGUGCCAGUUCACCACCCACGUGCCCCUCCUCCCCUACCCCACCGUCCGCAUCAGUAGAGCAUGCACCAUGUUGAACAUGUGUGGGUAAAGUAAUUCAAGACUGAUUCCUUCCUGUUUUAAAGCUGCAUCAUACCCUGUCCUUCCAGCAGGAACACCCAGCCCUCUCCACCCCUUUCCUUCAAAAGUGUUGGUGUUCUCCAUGUGCCUUCACUGACCAUUUAAAGUGGUGUGAAAACUAAACAAAACAAAAAUGAUUGAACAUUUACUUUAUUUUGUGUCGGCUUAGUUGACAUCAGUUUAAAUCUGUAAAAAAGGUGUGCUGCUAUGAACAGGGUUAUUGCAACUUUAAUGUAUCACAAUCUACAAUUCAUAGAUCACUUUUUGGAGAUUUCGGGGACAAAUUACUCACCACCAACCCACACAGGCAACCUAAUUAUAUUCUCUAGACAGCACUUUGAGCAUGUGCUUUUAACAUGUUGUGGAUUGUGAUCACUUUGUGACCAGGUGAAUGUUUGUGAGCAUUAUUAUUAUUUUAUGCCUUCAUUAUUUUGUUUUUAUUUUUUCGCAUUUUAUAUUUUCUGGUAUCGGUUUAGUUCUCAUAUCAAGAAAAAAUGCUAUAUUUAAAAAAUAAGGAAUUGUAUAUUCUCAUUCAAGGGAAAAGUCACUUAUACUGUUGCAUUAUGAUUCCGCAUCUCAAUGCGAGCAGUUAUUCUUAAAGGAAUAGUGCAUAGGGUUUAGGGGGAUCUCUUAGCAGAAAUGGAAUACAGUAUUAAUAGUUAUAUUCAAUUACGAAUCUUUGUAUCUACAUAGGGAGUGGGUGCUCAUCCAUGAAGUCUGCCAUGUUGCACCGCCAUAUUUUGACAUUAUCCUAGAACAGACACAACCAUAACACUGGCUCUAGAGAGGGCUUUUCAUGUUUCCAUGGCAACUUACAGCCACCGUAGGUGUAUCCUACACACUUGGAAAAGGACGGGUGACGGAGGGGUAUUCAGUGGGUAGAUGCCACUAAAUCCUACACAAUACACCAUUAAAUGAACUACUGCAGCCAUAUGCUCAGACUAGGGCUGGGGGAUAUAGAUGUAAAAUAUAUAUAUUUAUAUUUAUGUAUAUAAAAUGGGAAACUUUGAUGAAAUGUUAAAUGCCUUGCUGAAUGGCACAUACCAGCCUUUCACAUCCUCAGAUUUCCUGAGUUCCUUUAGUCACACUCUACCCUUGCUGCGGUUUCAUAUUUGUGCUGAGCUCAUGUGAGCUUCUACAGAUGGCUAACAUCUUUAUUUAACACAGAUACGCAAUGCCAGCUUUAGAUGUCAAAAUGAUGCUUCCCGUGGACCCCAACUAAUUCAGUUUCAUAUAAAUAUGUUUCAACAUCUGAAAAAUAGUUUAAACGAACAUUUUAUUCCCAUUCUGUUGUGUGACCACAACAGAAUGCUCUUGACUAUUUUGUGUAGUCAUAGAUCCUUGAAAACUAAAUGAGGCAAAGGUGUAGAGCUACUCCCAACCAUUUUAGCCCAGGCCAUGUAGCCAUUUUUCACUUUCUGAAUCUGCUUAAAGAAAAACGGAGCCUUAAAGUAAAGAAAUGAUAAUUAUCACUAUCGACAAGUAUGAUUUUGUCAUAUCACCCAGCCUUAGCGCGCACCAGUACUUUGGGUAUAGUCAAAGUCAAAGUCAUGUUUUAUUGUCACACAGCACGACACACAACACCACACACAUGCGUUUUGGCGGCGACACAGGACACACACACACACACACACACACAUGCAGUGGGCAGCCUUUUUUUCGGCGCCCCGGGGACCAGGCCAAGUGUUCAGUCCAAUCUUGGUCAGGGAUGGACAGGAUCUUUUAUAGUACGGUACAGUAUAGUACAGGAUCCUCUGUUAACUCAGUUUUCUCAGGCUUGUAUGAUCACUGCCACUGGGAAGUGUUGAGUUUGAUGUGUCCUUUAGAGCAGGAGUUCUCAAACCUUUUUGAGGUCGUAAUUGUAACACAGAUUAAGAACCUCAGAACUAUUUGUUUGACUGAUUUGAGGGAGGUACAGCUUUCAGGACAUUGGUUGCCUCUGUCCCAAGCAUAACUUCACACAUUUCAACCGCCACUGGAAGUAUGAGGUCUUGUGUAAUUGUCUGUGGCCAGUUUCAUUGUCCGUGUUUUCUGGUGUGUGUGUAUUCCUCGCUGUUCCGACUGAACAAUUAUUUUUGUUUCACCCUUAUAUUCUGCAUGCUUUGUAAGCAGAUGUCGCUUUUGCUUGGCUAGCUUCAUGGCUCUGUGUGCUAGCAUCUGAAGAAACAUGAUGCGUUUUGGUCUCAUCACUCUUCUCAAUGGAACCAAACUCAAUAUAACUGUCAUCAUAUUUUUUUCAAUUUAGCUAGUUUGGGCUUAGCGUCACUUGACGAUGUGGACUGACUGAAAUAUUUGUCCAUUCUCACCAGCUAGCUGGCUGGCCUGUUGCGCCCUGAGUGAAAUGACUGAUUCAUGACAGAUUGUCAUGAUGUGUCAGUCAUAUCACAGUUGCUAGAGUUGGCCAAAGUUGACACGGGACAAAAUGGACACAGUACGCUUGUUUCAAUGGCUUAAAUGGUUCCCCUCUGCAGAUAUGCUAUUUUUAAUGAUCCAGCACAAUUGUAUAUAUGAUAGCUAACUACUUUGCAGUCCCCCUGGCUAUGCCCACUUUGAGAAGCACUGCUUUAGAGAGUUCUGCAGAAUUAAC